GCAAUUCAUACUAGUACCUAUUCCAUUUCCAUUUCGCUCCAUCCAUCCAUCCAAUGGUUAUCCCACACACUCACAUCCUCGACACACACAUCAGUCGACACUCUGCAAGUGGCAAGAGCUCGACAGAUUUCCAUUUCAUCUUUUAUGGCUCGCUCGGCUUGGCUAAAAGGCUUCUUACGUGGCCAACGGCACUACGGCAGGAAAAACGUUGGAGGAAGAAACCAGGUCAGCCGGGGGUUCAUUGAGCCGGCUUAGUUGCUCAACCGAAAGCAUUUGUGAGAAGCGCAUAAUUUAAAUGAAGUACUGAAAUGAGCCAUAACGGGACAGGGAUAAUAAAUGGGUGAAUACAAUGGUCCAAGACUCUGAGCGAUAUAGUUAUUAAUUAGUAACUUAGCAUGUUGCAUCAAAUGCAUAAAUACAUACGAUCUUCUCUUAGAUCAGUUAUACCAUUUGCUUACCUUUGUUUUUUUGUUUUUAUUUAUUUAUUUUUAUUUUUUUUGUAUUUUUCUGCAGUCUGUUUUCAGUUUUUUUUCGGUUUGGCUUGGCUUGGUUUGGUUUGGGUGGCACAUGCCAUAACCACAACUCCCUGGCUGGCCCCUGCCUUUUGGCCCUCUUCUCUGUUUGGCUGGCGCUGAGUGGCGCCAGUAGCACCCGACAUCGUCACGCUGGAGGCCAAUAGCAAGACCUCAACCCGUAGACAAUUUGUCUUUACUUCUGCUCUUGCCCCGAUGUUGCAGCUAUUUCUUCUCUUUUCCUACUUUGCCGCUUUGUUGUUGUUUUGGUUUUGGUUUUUGUUUUGCAACUUUUUUUUUGUGUGUGUGUGUGUGUGUGUGUGUCUUGUUGCCGCUUUUUUUGCUGCUGCUGCUUUGCGGAUUCGUAUCGGCAACGAGAUCGCCUUGCCCCCUUUGGGGGGUCUCCUGCUGCGUGGAUCUCCUCCCGUUUCUUCCCAGUGUGUGGAUAUUCUUCAGAGAACAUAGCCGAGAAUUUGUGCCCAGUGUAAUAUUUGUACCAUAGAAAUGUGUUGUCAGUUAGUGUUGGGCAAUGUCGUUAUGAUUUGGUAAUACUGUAUAGAGUGACCUUAAAUCGCAGUGCCUGAUUGGCGUAAAUAAGGAUAUUUUUUAAAAGAAAACUUGUAACGUCUCGUAAAUAUAUGCCACAUUUUGUGCGGCAGUUUUCAUCGAUUUUAGCUUAAGUCGAACUAUUUUUUAUAAGUAAUCCACCAACUUGGUAACUGUUCAAGUGUUUUUUUUACGCUUAGUGCCGAUUAGCCACUCCCCCAACCACUGUAGCCACACACAGCGAUCCCAGCAGCAGCCACAGCCUCACCUGCACCUGCACCUGCACACACAUGCCCCCCAAUCCUCGAGUGCAUCCAUGGAUCCAUAGACAACUCCACCCCGAGGCGAGUGCUCGAGCUCGAUAUGGUGAUGGAUAUGCGUGCAGCAUAAUCAUGAAGUCGCUUUGAUCUUCUGUCUGCGCUGUCUCGAAAUAAAUGAAAUGACUCAGACAGGGGGGCAUAAAUUUUGCACUGGCGGCGAGGGAGGUGGGGGCUGGGUAACUGGGGAGCUGCCGGAAAUGUCAUAAGCAUAAAUAUAAUUUUUUGAUAAUUGUGUGUGUCGCGAAGCGUUAAUGGAACUUUAAUUGAAACUCCGGACUGAUUGGGAUCUUCAGCCAAAACAAAUCUCUUUGAAUGGCCAGCAAUUCUAAGGCGAGAUGCAGUGCGAUUUGAUGUCUUCAUCGUUCCAACAACGAGCGUAAUUACGACUUGAUGGCCACUUUAAAUGAAGGGUGGUCUGAAAAUCGGGUCGAGGAGGGGUGUUCCGUACUGGGGGCCAAUUAGCCAAAGGAGAUCGUUAGCUGUCCGACGAUCAUUAGCCUUAACGAGCUGUACAGCCAAUUGCUUGCCAAUUUAUCUAGUUAAUUAUACGGAUUUUCUAUAGUUAGAACUCCUCGCAUAUGCAUGCAUGUGUACUUCAUAUAUAUAUAUUUCUUUUUUUUGUUUAAUUUUAUGAUUUUUAUUUAGAGAGAUGGUACACCCCCCUCUGAAUUCCGCAUUGAGCAACUUUGUUGCGGCGUUUCUUGUUUUUUUUUUUUUUUGGAUUUGUUUGGCUUUCGUCGUCGGCUAAUUGAAUUUGAUAAAAAGCCAGCGAAUGCUUUUAAUUGACCAAACAUUCAGACACUCACACUCACACUCGCCAAUUAUACGGCUGAUAACCCACCCAAUGUGGCCGAUGUGGGUCUUUCGAUUGAGUAAGAGCGCUCUGAACUUCCGCCAGCGGAGUACAAACCCGUAUCCGUAUCUCAGUCCGGAACUGGAGCAGUCAGCACUCGGGAAAUUAAGCAUAUUCAAGACCAUAAAAGUCCACAUUAAUUAUAAAUCUUCCAGAUUAAUACGGACUUAAACCACAGUUCAUGCCCUCAAUAAGACAUUACAUUUUAUACCAUUACAUUCUAUUAAAAACAAUAACAAACAAGAAAACAAAACAAAACAAACAAAAAUAUAACAAAAAAUUCAAUUUUUAAAUAAAUUCAAAUGUAUUUAAAUAAUGAGCAACACUAAUAAGAGGACACACUAAAAAUUAGCCAACACCAAAGUUCAGAGUUGCCAACUUUUUCACACCACGUGACAUUUCGCUGUGUUCGCAAGAAAAAUUUUCAUUGCCUCGGCAAAAAUUCCAAGUGAACGAACGCAAAUAAGUGCUGCAGAAAAUGUGCGAGAAAGCUAAGAAACUGGUGUUUGGGAACUGGAAGGACAACGAAGCCGAUGCAGAAAAGGCUCAGAGUUCGAAGUAUGCGAGUUGGGGCUCCAGCGCUUGUGAUACAAGCGGCCAGUCCCGGUCUUUACAAUACUCCAGCUCUGUCUCCGCGUCCCACUUCGUUGCGGAAAGGCGUUUCGAAAUACGCCACGGAAUUCGGGGACAGAAACCAAAGUUGAAAGUCCGGAGCCAGAGUUCCAGUGGCCCGCGCUCUGCUCGCGGAUCUUCCAAGUCUACGUCGAAAAGGAGGAGCAUGAGUGAAGGCAGAGGAAAAUUUAAUUUGCGGUCCAGUUCGGAGUCUUCUGAUUCCGGAUCCGACUCGAGUUCCGGCUCGGAAUUGGAUUCGAAAUCCGGCUCGUCAUCCGAUUCGGAAUCCACUACGGGAUCAAGUUCUCACGGUACCGAUAUGGGAGGGAAACCACGACUGCAGAGCGCUGUUUGUCGCAUUCAUGAAACUUGGCAAUCGGCAAAUUCUUCCAAGUCCGUGAAAACCUAUCGUAAACAUUUUCAAUCAAGAAGCAGAAGCAGCAGUCUACCGCGCGCAAAGCGCGUUUGUCCUUCGAAGCCCCAAAGAGAUCUGACGUACGGGAGUCCGGAACCCAAAAGUCCAGCCAAUCGCGGCCGCAAUUCCUGGAAGAAGAGUCAAUCGAGGAGCAUGAGUUGCAGCCCCAUUCCAAAGGUUUCGGUAAACCGCUCCUUGACCAGAAGCCGCAGUACCCAUUGGAAUACUUGGUCCCAAAGCAAAAGCCUAAGUCCGCCUACCUGGAAGCUGCCGAUGGAUGAGGGGUAUAAUAAUGACGUUCAUUAUCGGGAACGCCACAAUAUCACCUUGACCAGCUGGGAUGGGCGAGAGCAUCCGGAGCCUGUGCUGAGUUUCGAGCGCAGCGGAUUCAAUGCAACCAUAUUACAGCAACUGGAGGAUCAAGGCUUUGAUGCGCCCACGCCCAUCCAGGCGCAAACUUGGUCGAUUGCCGAGGAGGGCAGAAAUAUUGUGAUGAUUUCUGGAAAGGGCACGGGUAAAACAUUGGGCUAUCUAUUGCCGGGCAUAAUGAACAUAGACAAUCAGCGCGGAUUAAAGCAGCGCAAGAAAGGACCCAUUGUCUUGAUUUUGGUGAACGGCCGUGAUGCUGCUGUGACGGUCCAAAGAGAGGUAUUGUACUAUACGAAUCCUCUCGAGCUUAGGACGUAUUGCCUCUUGGGCAGCAGUCAAUGGCAAUUGCAUGCCGAAUGCGAUCUGCUGGUGGCCUCUGCUGGUCGCCUGCUGCAAAUGCUAGAUAACAAAAAACAUGUUGUAGAACUGGAACGCUGCACCUAUUUGGUUGUGGACGGCAUUGACCGCAUGAUUGACGUGGGCCUAGAGGGUAACAUUUGCCGGCUACUAUGCUGUCUACGUAAACGUGCCCAAUUGGUCGUCACCAGCACCUCGUGGUCAUCAAAUCUGAAGCGGAUGGCCAAGAAGUUUAUGGGCCAAUACACCGCGAUUCUCGUGGGUCAAAUUAACGAUUUAGGCAUGCAAUUGCAGAACAUCCGCCAGCGGGUGGAGGUAGUCAAUGGGCUAUCGAAAAUAGAACGCCUUAUGGAGGAGCUGGCUUCCAUUUACGAUACGAGCGAUAAUCCCGGUAAAGUGGUGAUCUAUGUGAAGCGCCAAAAGGUCGUGGAAGAACUGGUGGACUUGAUACGGAAAUGUGUGCCCUGUGAGGGCAUCCAUAGUGGAUGCACUGCCCAGGAGAGGGAAGGAAUAAUCCGAGAUUUUGUCUCUGGCGCCUACAACAUCAUUGUGGCCACGCAAAUGUCUUCGAUUUACUUGGAUGUACCAGGCAUUCGUUAUGUGAUCAAUUACGAUUUCCCGGACACCAUUGAGAAGUAUGCUCAGCGCUUGAGCAGAUCAGGAUGGCUGACGAGUAACAGUAACUGCGAGGUCAUCAGCUUCUUUACCAAGGCAAACUAUAGGCUCGUGAUGGACGUGGUCGAUUUUCUCAAGGUCUGCAAACAAGAAAUUGGACCGCAUCUUCUCCAGAUCGCUGAAGAAAAGGAGUUUGGUCCCCGUCAACGAAAGCGCCAUCGUCCGCCACGCUACAAUCGCAGGCAAUAGGGUCAUUUCGAUAUAGCGAUAUAACGAUAUAUAUCAUUGCCAAAAAUGUUGAUGGUUUAACUACAAUAUAUAAUGGAUUUAACCCUUUAAAUGUUUAUUGUUUAAACUGGGCCAGUUUAAACAGUUUUUUUUCUUUUUGGGGCAACUACAAAAUGGGCUAAUGACGAAUGGGAGGGGCAUGAAUGGCACGUACGCAAAGAAAGUUGAGCAUCCAGAGCUCAGGAGACGUGACGUUAUGCAAGUGAAGAGCAGCAAAGUAAAAUGCAUGGCAGCGCAUCAAUAUUCAAAUACGGUUUCAGUUCAUAAUAAAUCCCUUAUGAUAUUUACAUGUUUAAGAACUACAGCAAUUCACAGAGAAUUUUAAAAA
This is a messenger RNA of Drosophila sechellia, 5215 nucleotides long. Its product is annotated as putative ATP-dependent RNA helicase CG14443. Gene Ontology annotation, molecular function: ATP binding; RNA helicase activity; nucleic acid binding. Lineage: Eukaryota; Metazoa; Arthropoda; Insecta; Diptera; Drosophilidae. The coding region runs from base 2710 to 4848 and encodes 712 amino acids. The transcript has a single exon. The record is from RefSeq and is a predicted model, not a curated record.